Morus notabilis is the source of this 760-nucleotide messenger RNA. RefSeq names its product dirigent protein 19. Bases 69 to 665 code for a protein of 198 amino acids. Lineage: Eukaryota; Viridiplantae; Streptophyta; Magnoliopsida; Rosales; Moraceae. The transcript has a single exon. The record is from RefSeq and is a predicted model, not a curated record.
GUGAGUGUGUCCAAAUGGUGAUCUAAUUUGGAAAACCAAGAAAAAGAAGAUCAGCUUACUCAACCAUCAUGGCUAGCAGAAUCCUUCCCAUCUCAAAGAUUGCAAUUCUGUCCCUCUUCAUUUGCGUUGCCCUAGUUUCGGCAGAUAAAGAAGAAGAAGAAUAUGGGCUCGUGAGAGACGGGGAUGAUAAAAAGCAUUUUCUUGGCCACAAAAUGGAAAAGCUCAGCCACUUCCGGUUCUACUGGCACGACACAUACAGCGGCAAAAACCCUAGCGCCGUGACGAUAGUAAAACCGCCGGCCAACCAUACAACUAUGACCGGGUUCGGAACGGUGACCGCGUUUGAUGAUCCGUUGACCGCAAAGCCAGAGCUGAGCUCCAAGUUGUUGGGAAGGGCCGAAGGGUUUUAUGCAGUAUCUUCACAAGAAGAGUUUUCCCUGCUGAUUGCGAUGAACUUUGUUUUUCUUCAAGGAAAGUACAAUGGCAGUACUAUUUCUAUUUUCGGGAGGAAUCGCGUCCCCGACAAGGUUCGAGAGUUGCCGGUCAUCGGCGGCAGCGGACUUUUCCGGUUUGCUAGGGGUUAUGCUCAGGUCAGCACUUACAGCUAUGAUACUGCCUCUGGGGACGCCGUGGCUGAGUAUAAUGUCUAUCUACUCCAUUAUUAAACUAAAACAUGCAUGUGGCCACGCCGUUGUUGCUUUGUUCACUGUUUGUUUAAUUUCCUUUUGUCUUGGCUUUCAAUAAAAUAUAUUUACUUUCA